Messenger RNA from Zootermopsis nevadensis, 4298 nucleotides. RefSeq names its product sodium-independent sulfate anion transporter. Gene Ontology annotation, cellular component: membrane. Lineage: Eukaryota; Metazoa; Arthropoda; Insecta; Blattodea; Termopsidae. The record is from RefSeq and is a predicted model, not a curated record. Gene Ontology annotation, biological process: transmembrane transport.
UAUAGUCUGUGAAGAAAAAUGUCUUGUUUUCUUAAAUGCAAAAGCAGGUUGUACAUACGGUUACCAGUGCAUUUGUAGGGUUAAUCUCGAAAUUUGCGGGGAUACUUUAAAGUAAGUCCUUCCAGAUCUUUGGCAUGAUCAUCCGCAGUUUUCUUCCUUUCAGUGUUAUAACAGCCAAUACAGAUGAAUAAUUGUCAUUAAAUAAAUUAUCAGGAGGAAGUCAGUCUUGUAGUUGGUUGGUUUUCUGAACAGUAUUGAUAUUGAGUCUACAUAAGAAGCAGUAACUUUUUUGUAUCUUAUUCUCCUUCUUCCUGUUCUUCUACAUUUUCAUAUCUUCUUCUACUCCUCAAUUAUUUUCAAUGUUCUGGCAAGCACAGUUAUCCAUUUAGUGUCUCAGAGGGUUGUUAUGCCCUACAUCCAUUGUCCUUUGCCAAAAUGUGAAAUUCUUUUGUCAAUAUUUUCAUUAGAGACACUUAACAAGAAACAGCUCUUAGCUUCUGGUUGGAUCAUCAGGCCAUCUCAUCGCCCUGAUGAUCGGAGACAUCAAAAACCUCUGAAAUGAUGGUAAACUUCUACCAGACUACACGGCAGUACAGCCCAGAAGAUGGCCAUCUUCGAUUUUUAGAAUUUCUUUAAACCCAGAGACAUCUACACUCUUACUUGUCAUGUGUCCCGCUAUAAAUGUCUAACAUAUCUAUGUUACUGUUUUUUGUGAAUUUAAUGAUUUUCAUUCGCGUGCCGCAGAAGUUGCACAUUCACACGUGACAUGGGAAACGGCAUAUAAGCUUAACUACUGAAGCACCAAUUUUUCAGGGUCGUAAGUGCUUCCUCCAUUCAACAUGACAUCAUUAUCUUAAAUUACCAUAUAAGGCAUAACAGUGUCUUUUUCUGUAAUUUCCUGUUCUUGUUUUUUUUGUUUGUGAAGUGGGAGAGGGAGAUUAUCUGCACAGUGCAUACGCUAACUCAUGAGUACUGGUUUAGUUGUCGUGUGACAGGUUUUAUUGCAGGGUUUAGUAGAUUGUCAUUGCUCUGUGGAUAUAUUUGUGGUUGAAGUGGGUUUUGGGCUUUAAUCUGUUGAUUUUGAGUUACAUAUAUAGAGUAGUAAUUGUCGGAUUACUGAGUUCAGGUGUGUUUGUGUGGUCAGUCUUGGCCAAAACGGAUAAUUUUGUUCACCAGUUAAACGCAUUUCGAAUGUCAUUACCAGCAACUGUCGGCAGUUUUGAAAACAACCGGACAGCAUGGAUGAAGAGGUUAAAGGCUUCAGUAUACCGCUGUGUACCAGUCUUGUCAUGGAUGCCACUAUAUAAUUCAGACAAAUUCAUCUGUGAUCUCAUAGCUGGAGUGACAGUCGGCCUUACUGUAAUACCGCAGAGCUUAGCAUAUGCAACUCUUGCGGGGUUGGAACCACAGUAUGGUCUGUACUCUGCAUUUGUGGGCUGUUUUGUGUACGUUGUGUUUGGGAGUUGUAAAGAUAUUACAAUUGGACCAACAGCUCUUAUGGCCCUCAUGACUUACCAGCAAAUCAUUGGACGUAAUGUUGACUUUGCCAUAUUGUUAUGCUUCCUCACUGGUUGCGUACAGUUGCUGAUGGCAGUACUCCAUUUAGGGGUGUUGGUGGAUUUCAUCUCAAUUCCAGUGACUGUAGGUUUUACAUCUGCUACAUCAGUAAUUAUUGCGUGCUCGCAAUUGAAAGGUUUGCUGGGACUCAGGUUUAAGGCAAAUGGCUUUCUUGACACUCUGAGCAAAGUAUGUAAUCAUAUUCCAGAAACAAAGCUGUGGGACGCUACCUUAGGAUUCACCUGCAUUGGUGUGCUUCUUUUGCUUAGGAAAAUUAAAGAUAUUAAACUUGGGCCAGAGGGUGGUAAACCAAAUAAGAGACAGAAAGCCAUUAUGAAGACUUUGUGGCUUAUAUCAACAGCUCGUAAUGUUUUUGUUGUCGUUAUCUGCUCAUUCAUUGCAUAUAAUCUCCACACAGAAGAUGAAGAAUCACCUUUUAUUCUUACAGGUACUGUGCGAUCAGGGCUGCCACCUUUUGCUUUGCCACCAUUCAGCACUGUCCUCCGCAAUCAGACAUAUUCUUUCGCAGACAUGUGCUCUGAACUAGGAUCUUCAAUUGUUCUAGUACCCAUUAUCGGAGUAUUAGGAAAUGUGGCCAUUGCAAAAGCUUUCUCGAGUGGGGAUUCAGUGGAUGCUACUCAGGAGCUCCUCACGCUUGGCAUCUGCAAUUUGUUAGGAUCAUUUGCUUCUUCAUUCCCAGUCACUGGUUCUUUCUCACGUAGCGCUGUCAAUCAUGCGAGCGGGGUCAGGACGCCGUUCGGUGGUUUCUAUACAGGUGUUCUGAUUCUGCUGGCUCUUGGCCUUCUAACUCCCUACUUCUAUUUUAUUCCAAAGGCGUCACUGGCUGCUGUUAUUAUAUGUGCCGUCAUCUUCAUGAUCGAGUACGAGGUGGUGAAACCUAUGUGGAAGUCAAGCCGUAAAGACUUAAUUCCGACGUUUGUAACCUUCAUCACAUGUCUGGUGGUUGGUGUUGAAUACGGAAUCCUUAUCGGAGUUGGAAUCAACCUGGUGUUCCUUCUGUAUCCAUCUGCACGUCCCACGAUGCACGUGGAGAAGUCUACAACAAAUUCAGGAGUGGAGUACUUGCUUGUGACACCAGGCAAUAGCUUGUACUUUCCUGCGGUUGAUUUCAUUCGGACGAGUGUUGGAAAGGCAGCCGUGAAACAGGGCUCAAGCCAGUUGCCUGUUGUUGUUGACUGCCGAUUCAUUCUGGGAGCAGACUUCACUGCGGCGAAGGGUAUAGCUGCGCUGAUAGAGGAUUUUAACAAACGGAAGCAACCGAUUUACUUUUAUAACACACGACCAAGUGUCAUUGCUGUAUUUAAAGGGGCGAGCCUGGAAGAGUUUGUACAUUUUCGUAGUGAGGAUGAACUGGAUUUUAUUCUGCAAUCAUUUUCCAACAACCACCAUCUCCCCAAACGAACUGAAGUUGAAGAAAGAAGUCUUCUGGUGGAAAUGAAAGAAUGUCCAUCUUUUGAAUUGUCAUUCGCCGGAGGAGUCGCUUGUAAAUCUGCAGAUGACUCGAACAUUCGCAAGUCAGGAAGUAAUGACUCUUCGACUCCGUUGUUAGAAAAAUCUGAAACAUCGCCAGAAAUAUUGAAAGUGUAGUGUGAUAUCGAGCUUUUAAUCUCAUGCAGGGAAUUGUCACACGACCUUCUGCUUCUGCUGCGGAGGUAGCGGGUGUCCUAUAAGCAGUGAAUUUUGUUGCUAUUCAUAUUACUUUCCAAGUUUUCUUAAUUAAGUGCUCAAAAACUGAGGAAGAAAGUUCAGCAUAUUUUUCGCGUGAAGGUACGUCCACUCCGAUUAUUUUUCUUACUUCAUUUGUAAACAUUGUUCUUGAACACCUAAAUCGUGUAUGAAGCACAGUAAAUUAUUACAAGUACGCUUUGUAUCUCUGAACAAUUCCAUGUUUUCAUUCACAAGUAUGACACUUCAUUAUUUUAAUAUUACGGUAUGAAGGCUGUUUCUUUUAUUUGGAGCGAUUGGGUUUCUGAAAAGGCUCGCAUUUCAGGCGUUUAAUGCGUGGUAUCAGGUACUGGCUGGACACAUUUCCUCGACUCUGAUUAAUGAGCAGAGGACCAGUGGAAUGAGGACUGCAGCCUCUGGAUAUCAGUCCACUGGACUACUACUUCUGGAGCAUUUUAAAAGCAAAAAUAUGUUCAGAAGUCAAUCGGCUAUGAAAUAUUUGUGAAUAUAUAGCGCCCAUACGUGUUCUGAACAUGCUGGACAGCACAUCGAACAGGCAAAGUGACUGCGGAGGGACACCAUCCACUCAGUUACAUUUGGUUCGGAGGUUAAGAAUUCACGAGUUUUACUUCCACGCCCUCUUUAUAGCUUCGUGGGUCGGUAGGUCGUCUCAGGCAUAACGUUACCUAGCAAAAGUUACCAAAUAUUCCCGCAUUCCGCACGGAAAGAAGAAACUGAUUUAGACGUAUUUUUUUUAGUAUCUCUUGGUUUCGCGUUGGUCAUCUAAAUGGAUGAAUGUAUGCAUUGCUUAAUAUUUACUGAACGUUGUCUUCUUCUGUCGUUGAGAAGUUGUAACAUACUUAACUACUAUUUUUGUCUGGAGGUGACUGAUUCGUGUACGUGUUGUGAUAGAAAUGAGAGGCUGUCAGUUUGAAAACUUACCAAAAUAUUUAAUUUAAGUCAUUAAGAGUAUUUAUUUAUGUAGUAAUGUACCAUUAUGUAAUUAAUGUUUAAGAAUCUCUGUUUUGUUUCGAGAGGUUUCUGUGUCUUGAAAU